UUUUUUUUUUUUAAACCAAAGAAAAAUCGUGCUAACAAAGGAAAAGAAAUCUGUAUUUUGGAGACCCAUCCGUUAUAAAUAUGUUCCAUCUAAGAGGCAUCUCUCGCCUCUCUUGGAGAGCAUUUCAGUUACGCCCCUUCAGUUGUGAGUCACUAGUAACUCAAAUGCAGAACUGUACAGAUGAAGAACAAGUAUUCGAUCUCAUUGAAAGAAAUACGGCCACACUUUCAGAACAGCAAGUGGGCUGUGCAUUUGAUGUACUCUGGCAGUUUCAGAAGCAGAAGACCAACUUGGAAAGAAAUGUUCAGUGUAUCAGAAACCAUCCCCAGUUUCUUACUCUUUGCAAUGUAACAACAAAUCACAUCGAAGCAAUGAGUGAUCACACCCUGGUGAAUGUGCUAUACAGUGUAAAACAGUUUGCUGUUGAGUCCCAUCACCCACUAGUUGAAGCACUGGUUAUAGAAGCUUGGAAAAGACUGGAGGGGUUUGAUAUUAAUGUGCUGUCAAUAUUUUCCACCUGCCUGGCCGAUCAGCAUUUACAUUUUAGUCCAUUAAUGGGAAAAAUAGCUGAUAUUGUAAAUAGGAACUUGGAAACCAUACAGGAUGCAAGGGCCCUGUCUGUCUUGAUGGUCAGCAUUUCUUCUGUAAUAUCACACUGUUUUCAAGAACGACUUGUGAACAAAGCAGAACUUCUCUUAGACACUGUGGAUUCUUCCAAGGUCAACACUGCAAGAAGGAUGUUACUGUUCCUUCGCAAUGUCAAGUAUAGUUAUUACCCGCUACUAGAGAGGUGUAAUAGAGUGUUCACAAGCAAUGUGAGCCUUCUUGACUUGGAGUCCAUCAGUAGAAUCCUCAGUCUCUAUCAGUUCCUGCAGUUCCAUAGUUUUGAAUUUAUUGAAGUGGCUCGAAGAAGGCUAGCGGAGAUGAUCCCCUGGUCAUCUGGUUACCCCGAAAGCUUUGUCAGAUUGUUUGCCACGUUGGGACCAGUGGCAGGACCUGAAAUAAAGAAACAGCUUGAAUCAACUAUACUGCUGAUGUCAGAGGAGCUGACCAGCCAGCAAGUGCUGACAGUGUUGGGAGCAAUGGGAGAUAUGGAAAGCAGAAAUGCACACUUGAUUAAAAAAAUUGCUUCAAUUCUAUAUAAACAUUUGGGUAACUAUAAAUCGAUAGAGCUACUGAAGGUAACACAAGCACUGAAUUAUCUACAUUUUCAAGAUAAGGAGCUUUUUGUGAAACUCAGAGAGUUAAUUCUCAGUCGUUUGGAAGCCAGCGUCACCCCAAGUGAGAUCUCUAUUCUGGUCUCUGCUCUCUCUCUGCUUCCUCUUCCUCACCUCAGUGAAGCAGCAGUGUCCCGGAUUGAAGCAGUUUUACCACAGUGUGACUUCAAGGAAUUGAGUGAUGUUGUAGCAUCUCUCAUGAGGUGGAUUCAGAAUGAUCACAUGUGCUUGGCUAGCACUACUAGAAAGCAACUGGGUCUCCUUCAAAAAUUAGAUCAUUGGGGCCAUCAUCGAUUACAACAAAGCAACAACUUGGAUCUACUGUGGGAGGAGCUUAAAUCUUUGAAAGGAGAGUGGCUUCAUGAAUCAUUUGUUGAAGAAUCAGUUGCUGCUUUACAACACUUUGCGGAUGAAAUCAAUUGCACCAAUGUUGCGAAGAUUGCAUCUUUCCUUUCCAAAACUAACUACCUCAGCACUCUGCUGCUUGAUAGGAUAGCUUCGGUGGUUGUUCAGCAGAUUGAUAAGAUCCAUCCCUUUUCAAUCCUUGCUAUUAUCCUUCCAUUCAGCAUUUUGAACUAUGAUCCACCUCAAAGGGAUGAGUUUUUUGGAGCCUGUGUCCAGUGCCUUAAUUCUUAUGUAGGUACACUGGACCCUGUUACAUUAGUGUUUCUUGGUUUUUCUUUGGCCACACUUGAAUAUUUUCCAGAAGAACUGCUAAAGAAAAUGUUUAACAUUGAGUUCUUAGCCAGAUUAGAUUCUCAGCUUGAAAUUUUACCUUCAACUCUAAGUGCAAGGGUCCAGUUACGCCUUAUGGAGUUAAACAGAGCAGUCUGCUUGGAAUGCCCCGAAGUUCAGAUCCCAUGGUUUCAUGAUCGCUUUUGUCAAGGGCAGUAUAACAAAGAUAUUGGUGUGAUGAAUGGAGCACAACAGCGGAUCUAUAGAAUGUUAGCAGAAGUCCUUGGAGGACUGAGAUGUGUAAAGCCUUCUGCGCUUUCUCCAUAUUACCACAUCGUGGAUUUUGAAUGCAUUUUGGACAAACGAAAGAAACCUCUCCCUUAUAAAAGCCGUAGCAUAACUCCAGGAAAAUCACCAGGAAUAUACUGGGAGUCACAAACUUCAAAAGUUGAGUCAAGCCUUCCACCAGAAUCUGAGAGGAUUGCUUUAGAAUUUUUGGAUGUAAGAGCCUUUUGUUCAAACAUUCCUCACUUAAAAGGAAAAUCUGCUAUGAAAAAACGGCAUUUGGAAAUUUUGGGCUAUCGUGUUAUUCAGGUCCCUUACUUUGAGUGGAACUCUAUGGCACUGUCAACAGAGGAUGCCAGGAUGGACUACCUGAGAGAACAUAUAUUUGGAGCAGGCAAAUCAUGAUUGAGUUUUCAUUAAAAUGGCUAUGGCAUACCA
This is a messenger RNA of Phodopus roborovskii (desert hamster), 2615 nucleotides long. It is a transcript of the gene Fastkd1, whose product is annotated as FAST kinase domains 1. The coding region runs from base 81 to 2582 and encodes 833 amino acids. Gene Ontology annotation, cellular component: mitochondrial matrix; ribonucleoprotein granule. NCBI's taxonomy places the organism in Eukaryota, Metazoa, Chordata, Mammalia, Rodentia, Cricetidae. Gene Ontology annotation, biological process: regulation of mitochondrial mRNA stability; mitochondrial RNA processing. The record is from RefSeq and is a predicted model, not a curated record. The transcript is spliced from 14 exons. Gene Ontology annotation, molecular function: RNA binding.